This is a messenger RNA of Pantherophis guttatus, 2778 nucleotides long. NCBI's taxonomy places the organism in Eukaryota, Metazoa, Chordata, Lepidosauria, Squamata, Colubridae. The record is from RefSeq and is a predicted model, not a curated record.
AACAUCCCUGAUAUUUAACGAGCUGUGAAAUGAAGCACUGCUGCUUCUCCUGCUAACCUUCAGAUUCCAAGGUUCAUCUGCUAUUCAUUGUGCUUAAUAUACAUGUUUCUGCACCGUGCAUUUAGAAGAUCCCAGAAAGGAAUUCAAAACGGCUGCGGGGGAAAAGCCACCAAACAUGCCUACAGAAACACUACAGACAGGUAGCAUGGUCAAACCUGUCAGUCCUGCCAUCACUUUCACUUCCGCUGUUCCUCUCCGCAUUCUAAACAAAGGACCUGAUUAUUUCCGCAGGCAAACGGAGCCUAAUCCAAAAAGACUUAGUGCUGUGGAGAGGCUGGAAGCUGACAAGGCAAAAUAUGUGAAAAGCCAAGAAGUCAUCAAUGCCAAACAAGAACCCGUGAAGCCAGCAGUGCUUCCAAAGCCGCCAGUGUGCCCUGCAGCUAAACGAGCCUUGGGCAGCCCUACCUUGAAAGUAUUUAGCAACAAUGCAAAGACUGAGAGUGGUGUCCAGAGGGAGAACCUGAAAUUGGAAAUUUUGAAGAAUAUUAUAAACAGUUCAGAGGGCUCCAGUUCAGGUUCAGGUCACAAACACAGUUCGCGAAAUUGGCCUCCCCACAAAUCUGAUACGGGAGAAUUAAAUCGUCACUCAUUUGCGGAAUCCCUAAAGGUUUAUCCCAGCCACGGUUCUAACAGUCCUCAAGAAAGCAGCUCCAGUGUAAACAGAAGGCUACUGGAACAAUCAGCAGAAUCUUUCUUGCAUGUUUCGCAUAGUUCCUCAGACAUUAGAAAAGUAUCCAGUGGUAAACCUUUAAAAGCAAUACCCUGCAGUAGUUCAGCUCCACCUCUGCCUCCAAAACCCAAAAUUGCAACCAUCACUACGUUGAAAUCACCAGAGAUGGACUCAGUGGAAUCCACUUGUGGAGUAAGCAGAAGACCUUCCCUUCAACGAUCAAAGUCGGACUUAAGUGAUAGAUACUUUCGAGUUGAUGCAGACGUUGAAAGGUUCUUUAACUACUGUGGACUUGAUCCUGAAGAGCUUGAAAAUCUUGGAAUGGAAAAUUUUGCAAGGGCUAACUCUGACAUUAUCUCUCUCAACUUUCGCAGUGCAAGUAUGAUCAGUUCAGACUGUGAACAGUCUCAGGACAGCAACAGUGACCUUAGAAAUGAUGACAGUGCCAAUGACCGUGUGCCAUAUGGUAUUUCUGCAAUAGAAAGAAAUGCCAGAAUCAUCAAGUGGUUAUACAGCAUCAAACAAGCUAGGGAAUCACAGAAAGUGUCCCAUGUGUGAGUGAGUUUUGGGGAGGGGAGGGGGGAGGCAAAGAAAGACUAAUUUGUGUAUAUUCAGUUGUGAAGGGUUGUGAAGUCUACUUGAAGUCUUAAUACACUUCUCAGAUCUCUUUUUAUGUUCCUUGUUGUGCAAUGUUUUCAAGUUGCAUGCCUGUCAACAUGUGAACUGACCUGGCUUCUACUUGAAUAAUUACUAGCUACAGAGCCUGGCUGAGCAUACACACAUUAUCUGCCAAAAGUUUAAGACCAGAAUCUAAACAGGGCUUUUGUCUUUAAAUAAAUUGUUUACAUUGAAUGGUGAUACGGCUUCUUUAUAAUAGAUUGUAGUCUCUUGAAGUUGUGUGGUUUUGUUUUGUUUUUUAAAUAUUUGGCCACUUUUGGUAUUUUAAGCACAACUUAAUUUGCUUAAGAAAGAAAAAGAGGAGACAUUGCAAAAAUAAGGUUAUAGCAACCCUUACCUAGAACCGCAUAGUAGUUUGUGGAAAAAUGGAUCAAAUGAAGUUUCUGUUACCUACAAUGCAUAAUGCAUCUUGUUUCAUUCUUUGUUGUUUUUCUUUUCAAGCUGUGUUCCAAGGUUCUCUGUUUUAAUAUUCUAACCAGAGACGCCUUCAUACAUACAUUCUUUCUAUGAUCUUUUUAUAAAUACUAUAAGUGGUUAUGAAAGUGUUACAGACUUUUUAAACUGCUAUUGUGGAUUGUGAUGUAAAAAAGAUCUGUCAUAUCUUAGUUUCCCUAAUAAUGGGCAUUUUUUUUUAUUUUUUUAUUUUUUGGAACGUAACUAAGAUAGUGAACAAUGAAAAUGAUGAUGCCUUUAAAGGAAGGUUCCUUGUCUUAAACUUUUGACGGGAGUUGUUAAAUCCUGUUUGCUGAUCUUGAAUGCCUUUAAAUAGACAAAGCACAUCAUGAUUACAAGCUCCUGCUGCUGACUACAUUUUUGUAGACCUGUUUGAGCAUUUCAUGAAUAGAAAAUGGAAAUACACAGCCAUAGCAGUGUAAGAACUUCUUACCCAAAAAUUUAACACACAAUAUAGCUGAAUUAUAUCUGAGAAAGUGUCAUUAUGUUGUCUUAAAUAUGUUAUAUCUUAAGGCUGUGGAAGUUUGUUACAGCUCUAGGAACUGUAGAAACAUGACAGUAUGUAGCUUUAUUUUUGGUUGUCCCUUACUCCCGUCCCUCCAGUGUUCAGUGCUGCACGUCAAUCUGUUACACUUUUUUUUUUUUUUUACAAACUUGUGUCUUCCCAAUGGUUUAACUGUCACAUCAAUGUGGCAGUUGUGAUGCAUAGCAGAGAAGUUAAAAGUGCAGUGGUCUAUUUCAUUAUUAUUAUUACUAUUCUUAUUACUCAUGCUUUGAAGUAUUUUGCAGCACUAUCUUAUACUUCGUCAGCUAAUAGGAAACUUUUUAAUGUGUAAAUGCUGUAAGACUUUGUAUAUAUUUCAGUUGUUACGAGAUCUUUAAGAAAAGUGUUAUGCUAAUAAAUAGCUAUUGUUGCA